Letharia columbiana is the source of this 1785-nucleotide messenger RNA. RefSeq lists its product as uncharacterized. The transcript has 4 exons. Gene Ontology annotation, cellular component: nucleus. The coding region runs from base 1 to 1785 and encodes 594 amino acids. Gene Ontology annotation, biological process: peptidyl-arginine methylation. The record is from RefSeq and is a predicted model, not a curated record. Gene Ontology annotation, molecular function: protein-arginine N-methyltransferase activity. NCBI's taxonomy places the organism in Eukaryota, Fungi, Ascomycota, Lecanoromycetes, Lecanorales, Parmeliaceae.
AUGGUAAACAUCAUAGAAGCCGAUCGGGAAGCGGCCCCCUCAGACAGUUCAGAGGAAGCUGAUAUCCUGGACCUGAAGGAUGAUGAAGGCUGGGAAGACCAGGAGCCAGAUGUGGAGAAGAUUGAGGUGUUUUGUUUAGGGUGCUCACAAACAUUUCCCGACGCCCAGUCCAUGCUGCCACAUUGUCGAGAUACCCACAGCAUUGAUAUUGUGAAGGUUCAGAAGACACUGAGACUCGACUAUCUCGAAAUGAUCAAGAUGAUUAAUUUCAUCCGCGCCGAGGGCAGAGCUGUUGGUCGAUGGCCACCGGAUCUGUCAUCAAAAGACGCCUUUCAGUCCGAGCAUUGGUUGAUACCACAACUUGAGGAUGAUGCUCUUCUGUACAGCUUGCACGAUGUCAUAGGGGAGGAUCUUGAAGACGAAUUGAGCGGUGUGACCUUUGGAGUUGGUCAAAUUGAAGUUGCCCAACCACCACAACGUUCUUACAAUCUAUCGAGAGAUCCGAGACCUGAUAAUCCGAUAUACAGAAUUGCAGAGAUGGAACAGAGAGUGAAAAGCGCCCAGAAAGACCUUGAACAACAUAAGCAAUUACUCAUGGGCGACAUGGAAUUGCAUGGUCGGCUUCACAAUGGCUUGACUCGAGAGGAAGCCACAUUAGAAGCUCACAAUAGCCCGCAGGACGUUCAAUCCCCUGACACAGAGAAGGGUUCAUGUGGGAACACCUCAAAAGUGAAUGGAGACACAGAUUCCAGUUACUUCGCGUCAUAUUCCGGCCAUGAUAUACACGAAACCAUGUUGAAAGACACAGUUCGAACAGAUGCUUACAGAGAUUUCAUAUAUGAAAACAAAGAUCUUUUCAAGAACAAGACUGUACUAGAUGUUGGAUGCGGGACGGGGAUAUUGUCUAUGUUCUGCGCGAGGGCUGGAGCAAAAAGAGUAAUAGCGGUGGACAAUUCGGAUAUAAUCAACUUUGCCCGAGAGAAUGUUUAUAGAAAUGGAAUGGGGGAGACAAUCACAUGUCUGCGAGGAAAGAUUGAGGAAGUUAUACUACCCGUAAAGACUGUCGACAUCAUCGUCUCUGAGUGGAUGGGUUACUGUCUACUCUACGAAGCAAUGCUGGACUCUGUGCUUUGGGCCCGGGAUCACUACCUUGCUCAUUGGGGUCUUAUGGUUCCCUCACACUGCACACUCCGCAUAGCGCCCAUGGCCGACUCAGAAUACAUAGGCGACCAUAUUCAUCACUGGAAAAACGUUUAUGGCUUCGACAUGAGCAGUAUGUGCAGGGAUAUCUACAAGGAUGUCGUAAUCAGAGAAGUUGAAGACUCUGCAGUCCCAGCAGAAUCAUCUCCAUUCUUGCAGCUAUGUUUGCGGACUACCAAAAAGGAAGAGCUCAUUUUCGCGAGUAAAGCGUUCUCAUGUACGCUGAAAGCAGACAUGGAAGCCUUGGAUGGCUUUGUCAUAUGGUUUGAUACCUUCUUCGUCCAAUCUCCCUAUUUUCGAGGUCCUGCAGAAGGCAAAGCGGAAGAAUACAUUCGCCAGGGUGGGCAGUCAAUUGCAUUCACGACAGGCCCGCAUGGAAAGCGAACGCACUGGCAGCAAGGCUGUCUUCUCAUCGAUCACAAAGGGAAGACGGAGGGGACCCUUGAGAAGGGACAGAUCAUUAGUGGUACUGUAGGCUAUGAAAAGAGAGAAGAUGACAACCGCGCGUUGGAUAUCAAGGUCCAAUGGCAGGUGGACAAUAGUCAAGGGAAAGUGAAAGGCAAGCAGUCGUGGUCGAUGCGUUGA